This is a messenger RNA of Eremomyces bilateralis CBS 781.70, 952 nucleotides long. Its product is annotated as ribosomal protein S5 domain 2-like protein. The coding region runs from base 71 to 952 and encodes 293 amino acids. The record is from RefSeq and is a predicted model, not a curated record. Gene Ontology annotation, biological process: U4 snRNA 3'-end processing; TRAMP-dependent tRNA surveillance pathway; U5 snRNA 3'-end processing. The transcript is spliced from 2 exons. Gene Ontology annotation, cellular component: cytoplasmic exosome (RNase complex); nuclear exosome (RNase complex). Lineage: Eukaryota; Fungi; Ascomycota; Dothideomycetes; Eremomycetales; Eremomycetaceae.
GCUCUCAAUUGUGAUUAUUGUCGAUGCAAGAACAAUUUUAAUAUCCUACAAUAAUUUCCAUUCCUCCACCAUGCCUUUAGAACCGAAAAUCUCCGUCAAUGAGCGCGAAUUCCUCCUCGAUGCCCUCCGUCAAAACCUCCGCCUUUCUGGUCGCAAACUCGACGCCCUCCGCCCACUCUCCAUAACCUUUGACCCCGACGACUAUGGCGUGACCGAAGUGCAACUCGGAAAGACUCGAAUCCGCGCUCACACCCAAACCACCAUCACCAACCCCCCUCCCUCCCGCCCCUUCGAAGGCACCCUCACCAUCACCGCCGAGCUCUCCCCGCUCACCGCCCCCCACUUCGAGCUCGCCCGCCCUUCCGACACCGAAGCCCUGCUCUCCCGCCUCCUGGAGAAAUCCAUCCGCCGCUCCGGCGCCCUGCCCGUCGAGUCCCUCUGCCUCCUCGCCGGCGACAAAUGCUUCAACCUGCGCGUGACGGUGCACGUGCUGGCCCACGACGGCGGGCUGCCGACGGCGGCAUUCGUGGCGGUGCUGGCGAGCCUGAUGACGAGCCGGGUGCCGGCGACGGAGGUGCGCGGGGGGGAGGUGCAGGUAUUCACCGCGGAGGAGCGGGAGGGGGUGCGGUUGCAGCUGGUGCAUGUGCCGAUCGCGGUGGGGGUGUCGGUGUUCGAUGGGGGUGCGAUCGGGGUGGUGGAUGCAGAUGGGAUGGAGGAGCAGGCGCGGGAGGGGGAGGUGGUGGUGGUAGGGAAUGAGGUGGGGGAGAUUUGCGGGGUGACGAAGUGGGGAGGGGUGGAUGUUGGGGCGGUCGAGUUGGUGGGGAUGGUGGAGGAGGCGAGAAAACAGUGUGAGGGCGUGGUGAAGUGGUUGAAGGGGAAGGUGGAGGAGGAAGAGAAGAGGAGGGCGAAGAGGGACCACGCGGGGGAGCGCAGCGCGGAGAAUCAGAGGUGA